This is a messenger RNA of Penaeus vannamei (Pacific white shrimp), 725 nucleotides long. The record is from RefSeq and is a predicted model, not a curated record. Lineage: Eukaryota; Metazoa; Arthropoda; Malacostraca; Decapoda; Penaeidae.
UGACAGCAGCUGGUUAUUAUGCUGGCUUUUCUCUACUUGGAGGACCCAGGCUGCCUGGCUCCCCAUUGCCACCACUUGGCCAAGCUUUCAUGCCACUUCAUGCAGCUGCUUUGCGAGGUGAUAAACAGAAACUUGCUGAAUUACUUCAAGAAAAGAACAUUAACCUCGAGAUACGUGAUCGCUGGGGUCGUGUUCCUCUUGUGUAUGCAGUACUGGGUAACAAUCAAGAAGGAAUGGACCAAUUGCUGCGUGCUGGGGCUCGGCCAGAUGCUGUUGAUUCACACAAAUGUACUCCACUACACUUUGCUGGAUAUAAGGGUUACUUAGGGUGUAUUAAGGCCAUCUUACAUGCAGUAGAAAGCCGAGGACUCCCUCUCAUUGAUAAUCAAGGUGGGCUGUGGUUGGCCCAAGAUUUGCGAGGCGUGACACCUCUUCACCAUGCAGCACAUCACAGCAACAGCAAAGGCCUUCAUGCCUUAUUGAAAUAUGCUGCACCAGGAACCUUGGACACUGUUGAUCACAAAAGGACAAAAUAUGAAGAUUUUUUAUGCUUAGGAAUUUUGAUACAUACCUCAGAAAACCCUGUUGCAGGUGUUGCAUGUCCUGCCCCAGGCUACAGUGAAUACUCCUUGUCACAAUUAUUGGAAAAGUCAAAAUAUAAUUUCAGAGGACCCCAUUACACUGGGCAGCUGCAUAUGGCUCAGAGGAAAAUGUUCGACUGCUGA